ACGUGUGAGUUGUGAGAUGUAAAACUCCAUCCAUUCCCCCAUGGACUUCUUCACGUGGUCGUGUCCUGUCGCGUGAACGCCACUCUCACUCAGCUCGAGGCUUUCUAACCAACUUCGAUCCGCCGAGAAGACGAAUUUGUUUCUACUCAUGGAGGAGGAGGAGGAGGAGGAGUUUGAAACCAACUCAUCUCAAAUCAAAAGGUUUAUAGAUUGUUGUAGCUGUUUGGAUGUGCAUACUGCGAUGGAUACAAAUGUUGCUUACUUGUACAAGAAAAGGAAGCUUCGAUCUGAGUUUCUGGAAACAAACUUUCCAAGGCAUGUGUGUGGUGAUCAAAUGCUUGAAUCCGAUGCAUCUGAAUUGAGCACGAAGAAGGUGAAAAGUAGCUUGUACGAUAAAGGGGUUAAAUCAAAUUCAGAUUCUGCAGAUAGCUGCAUCACGUGUCCACCUGAUGGCCCUAAUAGUUGCAUCUUAUAUUUGAAAAUGCCCACGCCCUCAACUAUCAAGCCUUUUACUACAUCGGCUGGUUGUGAUGGCUCCUCAUCUGUGAUCAUUCCUGACCCUUUAGAGAAUCAAUUGCUGGAAAAAUCAUCUUCAGGCAAAUUAGAGUCAUCAUCCAUCUGUGAAGAAGCUGAAUGUCACGGAUUACAGCAAACUGAUGGCUACGAGGAACUUGUAGAAUUUGGAGGUUAUGCUAAUUGCAAUUGCUUAGAAUGCCUGAAAGGUGGCAUUGAGUACUGUACAGAUGAGGAACUUCAAAACCCACAGCUGGCACACCAUGAUUACGUCCUUUCAUCUGGAAGGUGGUCUGUUUGUCAAGACACGCAGCAGGACACUAGGAAACUAACAAUUGACAAGGAGUUUGAAGAGUACUUUUCAAUGCUCAUGUUGUGACAUGUGAUGUUGAUGAAUAAGGGACGAAUGUCUAAAUUAUUGCUCCAUCUGUGGUCUGUUAAGAGUUCCUGUGUGAGGACAAAGCUUUGGGAUCAUACUUAUUAUCAUCUGUUGUAUACAAAUGAUUCAUUGCAUAUGAAUGAAUUUUACAUUAGAUGCCUUUCA
This is a messenger RNA of Andrographis paniculata, 1057 nucleotides long. Its product is annotated as protein FAR-RED-ELONGATED HYPOCOTYL 1-LIKE-like. The record is from RefSeq and is a predicted model, not a curated record. NCBI's taxonomy places the organism in Eukaryota, Viridiplantae, Streptophyta, Magnoliopsida, Lamiales, Acanthaceae. The transcript is spliced from 3 exons. Gene Ontology annotation, biological process: response to red or far red light. The coding region runs from base 149 to 892 and encodes 247 amino acids.